GUUUUCGGGCGCAAAUCGUCUGAGACGUCUACGGGCAAAGGACACAACUCAGUUACGUGAAUCUCGAAUGUGCCUCAGAUUCAUUCAUAACUACAAUUUUUGUCCUUAAAAAAAACUGAAACAGUGAACGACGAGCUUCUCGGUGCGAUACCAGCCAGUGUUCACGGUAACGCCAGAUUUUAACAGCCAGGAUUGUUCAGAAGACACCAGGGAAACGAGAGAAGCUGCAACUCAGCGAAGGGGAAACCGAUUUGUUGAACAUAUUUCAUCACACCGAGCUCCCAUUUUACCCAUAUUGCUCCUCAGACAGCUUUCAUUACCUUCCAUGGAUGUGGCAGAUUCCUGAGCAAAGAGGAGAGGAUGACAUCGGAGGCUGCGGUCUCCACACCUCCUGCCAUAAGCAGCACCCCCGCCAAGAGGGACUACUACUGGCUUCGCUCCUUUGUCGCUGGAGGAGUAGCAGGAUGCUGUGCCAAGACUACUAUCGCUCCUCUGGACAGAGUCAAGAUUCUUCUCCAAGCCCAGAACCCCCAUUACAAACAUCUAGGAGUGUUUUCCACUCUCAGAGCUGUGCCAAAGAAAGAAGGCUUCCUUGGCUUGUACAAGGGUAAUGGGGCAAUGAUGGUCAGGAUAUUUCCUUAUGGAGCUAUCCAGUUCAUGGCCUUUGACAAUUAUAAAAAGCUGCUAAGCAAACAGAUUGGGAUCUCUGGACACAUCCACCGCCUCAUGGCAGGAUCUAUGGCAGGGAUGACUGCGGUGAUAUGCACCUACCCUCUGGAUGUGAUCCGAGCCAGACUGGCCUUCCAGGUGAAAGGAGAGCAUCGCUACACUGGAAUUGCCAACGCCUUCCACACCAUCUACCUUAAGGAAGGGGGCAUUUUGGGCUUCUACAGGGGACUUACCCCAACACUUAUUGGAAUGGCCCCUUAUGCAGGUUUCUCAUUCUUCACCUAUGGCACCCUGAAGAGCCUCGGCUUGAAACAUUUCCCAGAGCUGCUGGGACGCCCCUCCUCAGACAACCCUGAUGUCCUCGUUCUGAAACCCCAUGUCAACCUGCUCUGUGGGGGGGUUGCCGGUGCCAUCGCUCAGACAAUAUCGUACCCCUUGGAUGUGGCUAGGAGAAGAAUGCAGUUAGGAGCCGUGCUUCCAGACUCUGAGAAAUGCGUAUCACUGAGCAAGACCCUGAAGUAUGUGUAUAAGGAGUAUGGGAUCAAGAAGGGAUUAUACCGAGGCCUUUCUCUCAACUACAUCCGCUGUGUCCCCUCCCAAGCUGUGGCCUUCACCACCUAUGAGUUCAUGAAGCAGGCCCUGCACCUGAACUAGCCCCUGUUUUUGUACCCUCCAAGUCUGCACCUGGGCCCGAACGCUCUGAGUCAUUAAGCAGCUCGACCUCAAUGCUUCCUUCACAGAGGGAACCGAGACUCACUCGCUACGUCUUAAACUCUUUAAUGUGGGAAUUGCCUUUUCAGUGAGUUCCCUCAAAGGCACCAGGCACGUCAGUUAACGCUGACAAAGGAAACUGGACGUCUGACGGCAAGGUACUCUAUGUCUGAACUGUGUCAUUCCCUCUUACUUCCUGCUUACGUGACUCUCCACCUCUUAAGUGAUGAUUUACUCAGCCACUCGACAUGUGGCUUGAGUUUGGACAACUCCCUCAUCAGUGUCUCCAUGGAUACAGCAGGGGCAUCUUUGGUCUGCCUCGGUCGGUCGAAUGGCUUGGGGCAAUGAUAUGCUCUUAAACAAUGUUGCUGACAACAAAACAACAACCCUCUGAUUGUGUGGCAGCCCCCUCAUUAACACAGCAGACGCAGGUGUUCACACACACUUACUCGUCUCUUCCUGAUUUUUUUUUUUUUAAUGGACACCAACUUAAAAUAAUGAUCAAAUUUUAGCUUAUCAACUAUUAUUAUGUGUCCAUCAGUUUCUUUAUAAAGCUCAGUGACAUGCUUUCAUUUGAAAAGUGUAUCACCUCUAAACACUUCUGUUCUACAGUUGCACGUUUUCUUUAUUGUUUAUCAUAUCUUCUUUUUACCAACUUGGCUCUUGUUGAAAUGUGGAUCAACCUGUAAAAUAAUGAGAUGAUUCAGAAUGUUUUGUUUUAUUCAGGGCUUAGCGUGUCUUUAAAUUUCGGCUGCGGUGUCUCUUGGAGACGUUUGUGUU
This is a messenger RNA of Toxotes jaculatrix (banded archerfish), 2160 nucleotides long. It is a transcript of the gene slc25a16, whose product is annotated as solute carrier family 25 member 16. Bases 361 to 1323 code for a protein of 320 amino acids. Gene Ontology annotation, cellular component: mitochondrial inner membrane. The record is from RefSeq and is a predicted model, not a curated record. The transcript is spliced from 10 exons. Gene Ontology annotation, biological process: transmembrane transport. NCBI's taxonomy places the organism in Eukaryota, Metazoa, Chordata, Actinopteri, Toxotidae.